GUCAGUCGUCGGCCUGCCGUAUGCGAAGCAAUUUCGUUUCACACGGAGAAGCUGAAAAUCUCCGACGGAGUCCGCUUAGCUCAGAAGAUACAACCGAUCGAGAGCGGUAACCAUGGAUUUCCAACAUCGGGCCGGUGGAAAAACCGGCACCGGUGGAGUCGCAUCAUGGAGCGAGACGAACCGAGAUCGCCGAGAACGGCUGCGUCAGUUGGCUCUGGAGACGAUAGAUCUUCAGAAGGACCCCUAUUUCAUGAAGAAUCAUCUCGGUUCUUAUGAAUGCAAGCUUUGCCUGACCCUGCACAAUAACGAGGGCUCGUACCUUGCUCACACGCAAGGGAAAAAGCAUCAGCAGAACUUGGCCCGACGUGCUGCUCGCGAAGCUCGCGAUAACCCUGUACAGCCCGCUCCGGCUAAACCCCGUGUCGAUAUCAAGAAGUUCGUCAAGAUUGGACGGCCCGGAUAUCGGGUAACGAAGCAGAGAGAUUCUGAGACUGGACAACAAAGUCUGCUCUUCCAAGUUGACUACCCGGAGAUCUCUGACAAUAUUGUGCCGCGGCAUCGAUUCAUGUCCGCCUAUGAACAAAAAAUCGAACCUCCGGACAGAAAAUGGCAGUACUUGCUGUUUGCGGCCGAGCCUUACGAAACGAUAGCAUUCAAGGUGCCCUCCAGGGAGGUAGAUAAGAGCGAUUCCGAACGAUUCUGGACUCUGUGGAACAAAGAAACAAAACAGUUUUUCUUGCAAUUCUCCUACAAACUCCCGAAACCGAUGUUCUGAUGUUUUGUCGCGAGAAAAUAAAACGCAUGUACAGCGAAA
This is a messenger RNA of Galendromus occidentalis (western predatory mite), 814 nucleotides long. RefSeq names its product splicing factor 3a subunit 2 (gene Sf3a2). Gene Ontology annotation, biological process: spliceosomal complex assembly. Lineage: Eukaryota; Metazoa; Arthropoda; Arachnida; Mesostigmata; Phytoseiidae. Gene Ontology annotation, molecular function: nucleic acid binding; zinc ion binding. The transcript is spliced from 5 exons. Gene Ontology annotation, cellular component: U2-type prespliceosome; nucleus; catalytic step 2 spliceosome. Bases 113 to 775 code for a protein of 220 amino acids. The record is from RefSeq and is a predicted model, not a curated record.